This is a messenger RNA of Ciona intestinalis (vase tunicate), 2107 nucleotides long. The record is from RefSeq and is a predicted model, not a curated record. Lineage: Eukaryota; Metazoa; Chordata; Ascidiacea; Phlebobranchia; Cionidae.
AUGUUCAUGAUAGCCUUAUCUAUCCACGCUGUGCACAUCCACCUUUAUCCGAAGACGAACCAAGAAGGAAAUGGUUAGAUUGCAGCAGGAUUGUAAAAAUACCCCUUUUUCAGUGAUAAUGUCACCGUCCAGAUCGUUAAAAAACGUCCGGAUUUUUUAAAUGGAACGAUGUCAUAUUUAUAAUAAAAUCAACUUUUUUACGUCCGGCUGACAAUAAACCCUUUGUUUUCCUAAAAACGGAAUAAUUGACGACGCAAAAGCGCUCCAUUUUAACCGUAUUGGUUACACUUCGAAACACGGCGGAUAGCUAAAAUGACGUAACGGUUCGUGCAAAGUUUUUUAGUACAUUUUCCUACCGGCUCUUGAUUGACACAAAUUAUGUCAUAUGGAACAUUGUGACGUAAUAAUGAGUGGUACAACUAUUUUUAUUCUAUUGCUGUGACCUUUGAUAAAUCACGUAUUGCAAAAAAUGGCUGAAAUAUUAGGACGCAAGAAAAUAAAAUUAUCCAAAAACCGCCACCGUUGUUCAAAAUGCAGUAAAUCCUAUUGCUCUAAAUGGGAUUGCGAGCAACACAUCGGCAGUUCAGUUCGGUGCAGUGGUGGUGAGCCGGUUUUAAUAAAAGAAGGAAAUGAAAGUACAACAAGAAUAACGUCUUUCUUUGCCCAAGCUUCCACUUCAUCGGUCCCCAGUUUAAGUGAUCAUUCCAAGCAAGUCGAGGAGGGAAAUGAUGUGACCGACAACAGGAACACAAAUGCAGCAAAUCUUCUCCUUUCAGAAGAUUUCAUUGAAAUAUUUGCCGAGAAGAUAUUAAGUUCUUUUAAUUUUAUAAUUAAAUGUGGAGACGAUUUAAUUUGCAAAACUUGCCACGACGUUGCUCUGAGACACCCUCUUGCCCACCCUUCAGACCAUACUCUGGCACGAUUUACUUUAAAUGGUCGAACUAUUUCGAAAACGGUUUGGUCGAUACGUCGACAUUUGUACUCGUCAUUUCACCAGCACUGCGAGGACAUUGUCAGACAGGAAAGGGAUAUGGAAAAAAAGGCUGCGAAUACCAAAUUAACAGUUGGUCGGAUAUGGUUGCAUGGCGCGCAGGAGGGAGACUCUCUCCUGCGCAGUGAGCGGAAUUUGUGUAUGGCGAAUCACAUAACUGAUAUUGGGGAUAUUGGCCACAGUCGUCACUUGGCACGUCGUUUUAUUGUAUCUUCGCACGAGAAAGCUAAAGAACGUGUGAAGAUAUGGUUUAACACUAAAACUCCUGCAACUAACAAACUUCCUUUAGUUUGUUUAAAUUUUGACAAGCUGACGCUGCAUAGGCGCACAAUGCUAAUGACCGGGGGUCUCGUGCUUUUUAAUGGUGUAAUCACACCACUCUAUCUUUCGUCUCCUGUGAUGGGAAGCGAUUUAAGCGGUGCUGACAUCGUAGCGCUUGUUGACGGUAUUGUGGUUGACUUUGGAAUAGCCAAAAAUCAAGUAAGUGCUGCUUCUGUUGACGGGGAAAUUCUUAAAAAAAUUAAAGGUCAUUGGAGUUCAAAGUUUGGUAUGUCGGCGGAUUGGUGCGGAGUGCAUUGGGAUCUGGCCCAUGGCUUGGAAUUGGCGCGAAAAGAUGUUCAGCCACCAUAUUGGUUAUCUAAUAAAAAUAAGCGAGGUGUGUUGGAUAGGAUACAUAGUGUUUCCACCAUGUUUAAAUGGGGAAAGAGGUACGAAGAAGGACGGGAAUUGGCAGAAGAAAGCGGGCGGAAAUGGUAUGCUCCUCAAGGAUUUUGUGAUACGCGCUGGGCGCAGUUCGAAUAUAGAGCUGUCGAUUCAUUUUUGAAUAAUUAUACUACAGUCAUAGAGUAUUUUACCGAUAAAUCCGAGGAAACCACACCGGUUCGUGGAAAUGCAACGUCCAACGCAAAAAAUACCUUGGCUACGUUGGAUAACCUGACAGAUAUCACCUUUGUUUGUCGUGCGCUGCUUUAUUCCGAUUUUGCAAAUGAAUUAUCUUAAGUUAGCUGCGCUUUACAAAAUCCAGCAACGUUACCAUGGGAUAAAGUUGAUGUUUGUGAAGCAUUUGUACGCUGGUUGGGCGAGAGCGCGACAAAGUUGUGUGCUUCUGCAACAAAU